This is a messenger RNA of Topomyia yanbarensis, 1236 nucleotides long. Its product is annotated as phospholipase A1-like. The transcript is spliced from 2 exons. Bases 54 to 1094 code for a protein of 346 amino acids. Lineage: Eukaryota; Metazoa; Arthropoda; Insecta; Diptera; Culicidae. The record is from RefSeq and is a predicted model, not a curated record. Gene Ontology annotation, biological process: lipid metabolic process. Gene Ontology annotation, molecular function: lipase activity.
UGGAAUCAGUUAUUUGUUUGGUUUGACCGUGGGAAGUUAUACCCGCUGCAAAUAUGAUUACUCGGAUGUUAUUUGCGUUGUUUAUGGUGAUCCAGGUGACUGUCGAAAAUGCCUUUCCAACCCAGUGGCAAGAUGACAACUGGAUACAAAUUCCAACGGCCUCAGGGGAAAUGAUCUGGACCCAUAGGCUUGCAGUGAAUGCUCAGGCUCGUUUUAAGUUGGAUUUCACCGAAUUGGAUGUGGAGUUUGUGUUCUAUUCACGGCAGAAUUGGUACGGUCGAGUUUUUCGACUAAAUUCCUUUCGAAAUUUUGAUGAUGACGUGUUCCUGAGCUCGCGACCUACGCGGAUCGUCAUUCAUGGUUGGCUCAAUGAUCGAAACUCUCCGAUGAGCGUGAACAUUCGUGAUGCAUAUCUGAUCGGUUGGGACUUCAACGUGAUCGUGGUGGACUGGUCGAAAUGUGCCAACUGGUUGAAUUACGUAAGCGUCACUUCCUGUGUCCGAGUUGUAGGGAAGGCACUGGCCAAAGUGCUGGAAAGAUUGCACGACACCAAAGGACAGUCACUGGACGAUGUUUACCUGAUUGGUCAUAGUCUUGGAGCUCAUGCAGCUGGAAUGACCGGAAAGUUCUGUCGGAGAGGAAAUGUUUCGACGAUUGUCGCUUUGGAUCCCGCUCUGCCUCUGUUUUCGGUUCGCGAUCCGGAAAAUCGUGUGGAUUACGAGGAUGCUGUGUAUGUGGAAGUUAUCCAUACCAGUGGUGGUUUCCUGGGAUUCUUGGACCCGAUUGGUACGGCAGACUUUUACCCUAAUGGAGGCGCACGGCAACCAGGCUGUGGAUUAAAUGUUGCAGGAAUGUGCGCUCACUCCCGUGCCUGGGAAUUAUUCGCAGAAACUCUGAUGGAACCCGAGGAGCAUCUGCUGGCGCAUCAAAUCUACGUACUUGCAGAUUCUCCGCUAGAGCAGAAAACUGACGACACCGAGCGAUCGAAAAUGGGUGGAGAACCCUCCAGUCAGGCGAACGGGCUGUUCUAUAUCAAUACAAACGAUCGGAGUCCGUACUUUGGAGGCAAAAAGAAAUUUACUGGAUCACAUUAAAUAAAGUACAAAAACGCGAACCGACCACCUUUGUCGCUCUGAUCCCCAUAACCGACUUGCCGUGAUGACAGUCUCAGACAGAUUGAGAAACCUACCAGUGCCGCCACGGCGCCGGUGAGAAUAAAGUCAAUAAAUUGUCCAG